AUGGAACUAAACUCGGACACUGUAUUUGGUAUUUCAUCUUUUUGUCGUAAUUCUUCUAGUGUAUUGUUUUAUAAACAGAAGGCUUGUUAUUUUGUAGAAGACUGUGUAGGUGCUUCGAAUGCGACGAAGCCGUCAACACCUGGAUUUGUUAAAACCUGCUGUAGAUGUCACUGCUCAAGACCAAUAGAAGAUUUUAUUAGAGUAAGAGGUACCGUUAUUCGAGAAUUCAACAGUUGUAACCGGUGCUCCAUCCAGAGGAAAAGCUACUCGCAUAAUAAUUUGACAACUCGAAAAAGGAGACGAAUAGAUGGGCAAAAAGACAAAAGCGAACAGGUCGAUCACGUAAAUGAGUUAGAAAUUAUCACACCAACAAAAGUAUCAACAACGAAUAACAUUGAUGUGAUAAUAUGUCAAUCAGAUCAAAUUGAAAUGAUUGUACAUAGUAAUUUUGAAGAGGCCAGACAGACAAACAAGCCGAUUCAACUUGGCUUUCAUAUAACAUUAGAACCCGACUUUAUUCAAAAGAUCUUUCCGAAUUCUCCGAUAAUCAACAAGGAUGAACUACGUCAGCUUGCGGAAAUAUUUGCACAGAUUGUCAGUAAUGGGACCACGUAUAGAUGGGAGAUCCGGGAUAUAUACAUAAGUUCAUUACAUAUUGGUCGUGGAUCUAUUUGGUUGGGUUGUUGCCAGAGUGACCUUCGAUCCUGGAAGCCACCAGCCAAUAAAAUACAACCGACACCACAACGAAUGAUGAAUGAACAGUUAUCGAACGUGUUACAACUUGAUCCGGCUAGUAUUAUUAAUCAAGAUUUAAUCGAACAAUCUUUUGUCGAGCAUUCGUUAUCAGAGGAUUUGCUUAUGUCUGAUCAAGUCGUAGCGGUAUUGGAUGAACGUGUAUUAGGAGAGAGCAUUUAG
This is a messenger RNA of Ambispora gerdemannii, 915 nucleotides long. NCBI's taxonomy places the organism in Eukaryota, Fungi, Glomeromycota, Glomeromycetes, Archaeosporales, Ambisporaceae. The record is from the annotation of a GenBank genome assembly.